This is a messenger RNA of Colletotrichum lupini, 981 nucleotides long. RefSeq lists its product as uncharacterized. Bases 1 to 981 code for a protein of 326 amino acids. NCBI's taxonomy places the organism in Eukaryota, Fungi, Ascomycota, Sordariomycetes, Glomerellales, Glomerellaceae. The record is from RefSeq and is a predicted model, not a curated record. The transcript has 8 exons.
AUGGUUGCUGCUGACCCGGAACGCCCCGAAUUUCACAAGCGCUUCGCGAAGCACACCAAACGCAAUUUUAGCAGCAACCGGAAAAUCUUCAGCGGUUCUGCAGCUUGUCGAGACGGCCGCCAGUCCAAGAAAGUAAAAUGCCUCGAGAGGGAGGGCUGCGUCGGUUUGUCAUACGUUCGGGCUGUAGCACAACAUUUCCGCUCCUCUGCAUGUCUCGCCGUCCCGUGUCCCGAAGCAGUCAAGACCGUCGCUUCAUCUCCUUACCCCGAGACUUUGUUUUAUGGUGUGGUUGCACAUGGAUGCGGCGCCCGCAGAUUGCCAGCCCUCCAUCUCACUCUUGCAGGAACACACUCUACUGUGGUAGUCUCGUCUGUGCUACCUCGUCACUCUGCCCCCCUGCUUGUGUGCCUGAACAUCAUCAUCCACCCCCGAAUUUCACAUCGUCCCAUGUUCAGCCCCAAUGCCGAACUCUCUUUCUUUGAUGGGGCAUAUUGUAACCCUGUCAACACGGUACAGAUAGACUCGCUGGAAAGUUACAUUCACGAGAAAUGUCGGGAGUCUCGAGAACGGGAUUAUGCCACCAUCGGCGGCCCUGUUGUUUCCCUGCUGACGGGCGAUCAUUGGACAAGGUCGUUUAGUCAGUCGACAGAGCCUUAUCAGCAUGAACACCUAAAGGCAAAGCUCCACGGGACAGCAAAGAAAUAUGGAAUAAGAGAAAAGCAUUGUGUAUUUUUGUUUCACGGUUUCACCGACGUCGCGGAGGGGACAACCUUGCUCGAACUUCGGGAAGCACAGAAAGUUUUUGCUUUUUCCUUCUUCCACUCUCGCAUCUCUUUCCCUGUCAAAGCCUGUAAUUUAUUCGAGGCAAGCCUUGCGCGACGCUACGGACGUAUGAAGGCAAGCUCUCGAGUGUCCGAGAUGAACCGUCAGCAGAGGGCAUUCUCGUGGCUUUCCCUCCAACAAGGCUGCGUGGCUGCUUGA